Messenger RNA from Anopheles cruzii, 421 nucleotides. RefSeq lists its product as uncharacterized. The annotation marks the transcript as partial. The transcript has 3 exons. Lineage: Eukaryota; Metazoa; Arthropoda; Insecta; Diptera; Culicidae. The record is from RefSeq and is a predicted model, not a curated record.
AUGAAGUUAACGGCCUUGACAUUGGCCGAUCGUGAGCUGGAACAGUAUCAAUCCAAACUGGCUGCCUCACAAUGUGGGGCCAGGACACCCCUGAGCCCCAACACACAGGCGACAAUCGAGAAGCAUUUGCCGGGCCUGCCGAGCAAGCGAUUGCUCAUGCAGCAGGCCUCCAAGAAGGCCACCGAGAAGCGAGACGUUGGAUGCAUAACAGAAUUAUGCAGUUCAGACAACUUACCGGAGGUGGAAAUUUUUUCCCUACUCGAGGAGCAGAUCCCGCGCUACAAGAUCCGGGCGGACACGACCACUACCUUCGGCGGUUACGAGAAUCAGGACUGGUUUGUGCAGUAUCCGGCCCUUCCGAUUCCGACCGAGGGUCUCGGGCUGACGACGGAUCAGACGCGGGAAGCACUUAACUAUUUCC